Molecule: messenger RNA, 455 nt
Organism: Solenopsis invicta (red fire ant)
Lineage: Eukaryota; Metazoa; Arthropoda; Insecta; Hymenoptera; Formicidae
Exons: 2
Coding region: 123-389 (88 amino acids)
Source: RefSeq, a predicted model, not a curated record
CGGUGACGCAUGCAAAACGCUCGGAUCGGCGGGUAUAUAAGCCAACCGCCAAAAAGCAGAGGCAUCACAUUCAGUUUCUGUUCUCAUCAGCAGCUGAUUCUCCUAAAGCUACCUAAUCAACAAUGAAGUGCUUCAUCGCUAUCCUCUUCUUGGCUCUCGUAGCCAUCGUUAUGGCGGCGGAGAAGACCUCCGAAACUGAAAAGACAAAGGAGACAGUCGUCGAUGCCUCCAGGGACAAGAGAGGCCUUGCGUAUUAUUCGCCGUACGCUUACAGCCCGUACGCCUACAGUGCUUACCACCUGCCGUACGCGUACUCUACGUACGCCGCUUAUCCCUAUUACAACCGUUACAACUACCCCUCCUAUUAUUACAACCCCUACCACUACUAGUUUGAUUCAGACAGAAAAUGGAAAUCUUAUGGGAAACAUUACCUCAUUACCUCAUGGAAAACCUCA